Molecule: messenger RNA, 1458 nt
Organism: Lichtheimia ornata
Lineage: Eukaryota; Fungi; Mucoromycota; Mucoromycetes; Mucorales; Lichtheimiaceae
Exons: 1
Coding region: 1-1458 (485 amino acids)
Source: RefSeq, a predicted model, not a curated record
AUGACAACCCUUUACACAACAACAACAGCAGCAGCAGCAGCAACAGCCUCUUCUCCUCCUUGUUGCCCACUCCUCAUUCCCGAGAUUGCCCAUCUGGUGGUUGAUCUCAUUGACCCUGAAGAUCUACUUGCUGUGGCAUUCACUUGCCGGGUAUUAUUUGAUGCCGCGUGUGGAAGGAUUUGGCGAACACUGCAACCAAGGACCCAUCUAACACUACGUCGAAUCAGGCAAGCUUUGGAAGGGCGACAUGGCAGUAAACGAGCAUCUUUUUAUGAAUAUCGUCAAUUCGUCACGCAUUUUGGAUGGUGCCCAUACGACAAGGAUUUACAGCCUUUGGAAAGACACUUUUUCGAUGUCUUUCAAUUUCCACGCCUUACGAGACUCGAUCUCUCUUAUGCAGCCGCUCAAGAUCAUGCUGUGCGUCAAAUCCUUACCAGUGCACCACGUUUACGUCAUGUCGAUCUUUCUCUAUGUUAUUGCUUAUCCACAGAAGCCAUUCGACCCUUAUUGGUAAUGUCACCUCGCCUUGAGACACUUGUUCUUUAUGGUUGUGGAAAGAUUGCACAUGAUACACUUGCUACAGUCAUUGAACGGCAUGCCGAUACUUUACGUUGUAUACGGCUUACAGAUAUCAGUGAUCGCGUGCUACAAUCAAUCCAACAGUGUCGUCAACUUGAUGAUCUUGGUCUCGAACAUUGUGCGGAUCCACUUUCAGCUGAUCGAUUACGUCUUUUCUGUACAGCUCUUUCUACAAGGCCAACCACUACCACAAUGGGUCGUUUGAGCCGUUUACGUAUGCGAGACGUUGCAACACUCACUGCCGAACCUUUGCAAUUAUUAGCACCAGCAAUAGCGGAUACACUUGUACAUCUCGAUUUGAGCGAAUGCAAUCUUGUAGCCGAGAAUGGAUUUAUGCAACUAGCCAAACAUUGUCGAGUACUCGAGCAUCUUGCCCUGGUCCAUCAAUUUGCCGUCACUGAUCAAGUUAUUCAAACAUUCAUCUUGCAUUGUCCUCAUUUACGCUUGCUUGAUAUUUCUGGAUGUCGUCUUCUCACUGAACGUGCCCUUGCUCCUUGGAUUGAUGAUACCAUUGACACCUCCCAAUCAUGCUUGAAGGUUCUCAAUAUCAGUGGACUUGAACCUGAUGUAUCUCCUAACGCUGUCCUUCACCUACUUCAAUCCUUACCCAACAUUACUGAAAUUUGUCUCGGUGUUGCUUACGAUCGCACAGACGCUAUGCGUAUUAUUGAACUUGCAAAUGAUGCAUCCUUAUUUUCCCUCUUUUGGCUCGACAUUGCCCGUUGCGCUACCAUUUGUCGCUCCACCACUGCCAACAAUAGCUUCAAUCUUGAUCAACAUUUUGUUCGUCACUACCACCACCGCUUGCCAUCUCUAUACGAUAAUAAUGACAAUGACAACAACCAAGACGCAUCAUCCUCCUUAUUCACGCUUAACUAA